This is a messenger RNA of Acipenser ruthenus (sterlet), 4727 nucleotides long. RefSeq names its product zinc finger protein 616-like. Lineage: Eukaryota; Metazoa; Chordata; Actinopteri; Acipenseriformes; Acipenseridae. The transcript has 7 exons. Bases 495 to 3443 code for a protein of 982 amino acids. Gene Ontology annotation, biological process: regulation of transcription by RNA polymerase II. The record is from RefSeq and is a predicted model, not a curated record. Gene Ontology annotation, molecular function: RNA polymerase II cis-regulatory region sequence-specific DNA binding; DNA-binding transcription factor activity, RNA polymerase II-specific.
CCCGUCAAGCCUUUCGUAUGGAUGAAUUGCCAAAUUAAUUGAUGAAUUGAUGGACGAAUUGCCGAAUUAAUUUCUGAAUUGAAAAAUUCAUUUCUGAAUUGAUUCAUUAAUUUCUGAAUUGACGGACAAAUUGAGGAAUUCAUUUCUGAAUUGAUGGACUAAUGGACGAAUAAAUCUAUGAAUUUGUGCACGAACUGAUGAAUUAAUUGAUGACUAGUUUUGGCAAAAAUGUCGCUCCAUACUAAUGUGCGUCUUUGUAGGGGUGGAGUCAGUGUGUGCGUGCAUGUAUUAGCUCGGUGGUGCCAGGCUGCUGCAGCAGCAGCUUUAACCUUAUUGCAUGCAGGUAUUUUAAAGACAUAGCGACGUUUUUCAAACAUUAGAAGUUAAAAAUCGACUCAUCCAUUUGGAAUUAUUAUUAUUUAAAUUGUUUUGCACAACACUUUGCUAGUCGUGGACGAUAAAAAAAAGUACAAAACAGAAUCCCAUGUGAUGCCAUGGACAGUGUGAAGAUGGAAUCUGUCCCAAUUAAAGAGGAGUUCCCUGAACUUGUCCCCUUUAAUGUGGAGUUCUCAGGGCUGGCAUCCCUCCCCAUUAAAGAGGAGCUCUAUGAGGUGCAAUGUGACAGCAGUCAGCCAGAGGUCUCUGAGAUUAAAGCUGAGCACAAUGAAUUGGAGAUCCCCAAGACAGAAGAACUGCUUCCUGUUAAACAAGAGGUGCUGGAAAUUAAACAGGAGCCCCCUGAAGUAGAGUUUGACCACAUGGAACCAGGGAAGGAAGAAUCCAAGGACUUCAAACCAAACAUCCCUGAGCUGGAGCCUAUAUGCCUGCGGGAGUGUAGCGUGGUGCUGGAGAGAGUCUGCAUGAGAGAGCGAGGCACUGGAGAGGAAGGCUCUCCUCCCAACAGCACACAAGGAGGUGGAAAGGAAGAAGGGUGGUCAUAUUCAGAAUAUAGUCUAGCAGGUUCCAGUCCAGCAGCUAAAGCAAGGAUUGGCAGUGGAGAAUAUCCUGACAGUAGGAAAGGUUUCACCCAGUUAGGGCAUUUUGAAAUACACCAGCAAAUUCACACAGGAGAGAAACCAUAUCGCUGCUCUGCCUGUGAGAAGAGUUUCAGAGAUUUAAAAGUCCUGAAAAAACACCAGCGAAUUCACACAGGAGAGAAACCGUAUCGCUGCUCUGACUGUGGGAAGAGUUUCAGAGAUUCAGGAACUCUGAAAGCACACAAGCGAAUUCACACAGGAGAGAAACCAUUUCGCUGCUCUGACUGUGGGAAGUGUUUUAGUCAAUCGACAGUCCUGAAAACACACAGGCGAAUUCACACAGGAGAGAAACCAUAUCGCUGCUCUGCCUGUGAGAAGAGUUUCAGAGAUUUAGGAGUCCUGAAAAAACAUCAGCGAAUUCACAGAGGAGAGAAACCUUAUCCCUGCUCUGACUGUGGGAAGAGUUUCAGACAGUCAGCACACCUUGAAAAUCACCAGCGAAUACACACAGGAGUGAAACCGUAUCACUGCUCUGAGUGUGGAAAGAGUUUCAGUCGUUCACAGUACUUGAGAAAACACCAGCAUAUUCACACAGACGAGAAACCGUAUCGCUGCUCUGAAUGUGGGAAAAGUUUCAGACAGUCAGCACACCUUGAAAAACACAAGCAUAUUCACACAGGAGUGAAACCGUAUCGCUGCUCUGAUUGUGGGAAGAGUUUCAGGGAAUCUGGAAAUUUGAAAGCACACCAGCGAAUUCACAGAGAAGAAAAACCACAUUGCUGCUCUGUCUGUGGGAACCAUUUCAGACUGUCAGAAUACCUGAAAAAACACCAGCGAAUUCACACAGGAGAGAAACCGUAUUACUGCUCUGAAUGUGGGAAGACUUUCAGGGAAUCGGGAACUCUGAAAACACACCAGCGAAUUCACAGAGGACAAAAUUCUAAAAGGUGCCUCCAAGCGAUUUGUGACCACACAGGACGGUUCCUGGAUGUGUUUGUGGGUUACCCUGGGUCAGUGCAUGACUCCAGGGUACUGAAGAACAGCCCUGUGUACACCAGGGGGCUGUACCCUCCACCAGGGUUCUUCUUGUUGAGAGAUGGCGGGUACCCCUGUCUGAAAGAGCCAGUGUGCCUGAUCACACCGUACAAGGAGCCUGUGCAGGGCAGGGUUCAAGCCCGCUUCAACCGCCAUCAUUCCAAGGCUCGUUCCAUCAUAGAACGAGCCUUUGGGAUGAUGAAAACCCGAUGGAGGGCCAUUUUCUUUAAAGCCCUGGAAGUUCACCCAUCAUUUGCCCCAAAAGUGAUAGCAGCAUCCACUGCUGUAGACGUGCCUGGUGAUUCAUCCUCGACGGAUGAGGCAAUCAGGACUGGAGGCCUAAUAGAGGGGCUCCCCCCAAUUGCCUCAUCCAUGAGGGUGAACCACGGCCACGACGCAGCAGUGGCCUCCCCUGCCUCUGUCCCUGUGCCUGUUGGAGGGCAUUUCAACUCCUACAACAGAAAAUCCCGUGUGCUGGAAAUUAAACAAGAGCCUCUGACAGUAGAGUUUGACCACAUGGAACCAGGGAAGGAAGAAUCUGAGGACUUCAAACCAAACAUCCCUGAGCUGGAGCCUGUACACCUGCGGGAGUGUAGCGUGGUGCUGGAGAGAAUCUGCGUGAGAGAGCGAGGCGCUGGAGAGGAAGGCUCUCCCAACAGCAUGCAGGGAGGUGGAAAGGAAGCCGGGUCAUAUUCAGAAUGCAGUCUAGCAGGUUCCAGUCCAUCAGCUAAAACGAGGGCAGGUGGUGGAGAAUAUCCUGACUGUGGGAAAGGUUUCACCCAGUUAGGGCAUUUUGAAAUAAACCAGCGAAUUCACACAGGAGAGAAACUGUACUGCUGCUCUGACUGUGGAAAGAGUUUCAGACAGUCAGCACACCUUAAAAGACACCAGCGAAUUCACACAGGAGAGAAACCGUAUUGCUGCUCUGACUGUGGGAAGAGUUUCAGACGUUCAGAAGACCUGAAAAUACACCAGCGAAUUCACACAGGAGAGAAGCCAUAUCCCUGCUCUGACUGUGGGAAGAGUUUCAGAGAUUCAGGAGACCUUGAAAGACACCAGCGAAUUCACACGGGAGAGAAACCGUAUUGCUGCUCUGACUGUGGGAAGAGUUUCAGACGUUUAGAAAACCUGAAAAUACACCAGCGAAUUCACACAGGAGAGAAGCCGUAUCCCUGCUCUGACUGUGGGAAGAGUUUCAGAGAUUCAGGAGACCUGAAAAAACACCAACGAAUUCACACGGGAGAGAAACCGUAUUGCUGCUUUGACUGUGGGAAGAGUUUCAGACAUAAUGGAAGCCUGAAAAGCCACCAACUAAUUCACAUAGUAGUGAAACCGUAUCCCUGCUCUGACUGUGGGAAAAGUUUCAGGCAUUCAGAAGACCUGGAAAAACACCAGCAAAUUCACAGUAGAGAAGGUGUAUCACUGCUCUGACUGUGGGAAGAGUUUCAGGGAAUCGGGAUCUCUGAAAACACACCAGAGAAUUCACACAGAAAAUCCAUAUUUCUGCUCUGACUGUGGGAAGAGUUUUUCAGGUAUUCAAGACUGCUGAAAACACACCAACGAAUUCACACAGGAGAGAAACCGUGUCUCUGCUUUUACUGUGGGAAGAAUUUCACAGAUUCAGGAGGCUGGAAAAAGCACCAGUGAAUUCACAGAGGACAAAAACCUUAAAGUGCAUGUUCAAUGGGACUUUCAUUCAAGGGGGGAAAAAAACAUCUUGCAUUAUUAGUCCCUGUGUAAUAAUAAUUUUUCUAUGUCACUUUUAAGAGCAUGCAUUUUAAAUGGUAAAGAUGCACUUGAGAAAGUGGGCGGUGAUGUGAACAUGUCUAGUUUAACUGUGUCAAUGCAGUCAGAGCCUGUGAGCAGGAAUGUACAGAAAGGAAACUAUUCCGCAGCUUAUCUGAUGUACCAGUCAGGAGAAAUCGGUGACUCGUGUGGUAAAUGAGUUUCAGGGUUUAGCAUUUAAACUUGAUUAAUCUGAAAAUAAAUAAAUUGAUUGGAACGAGUAUCCUGACCCGGUAUAUAGCAUCCAGAGAUGAGACUGCACCGUCCUUACUGGGCAAUCAGCUGGAUGAUUUGACUUGUAAAUUCAUCACGUUUCUAGAACUAAUGAAAAAAUGAUAAUGUCCUGUGGCUGAAUCACUGAAUAUCGUGCAACGUGUAGCUUUGCACUGUGCAUUGUCCAUGCUUUUAUUUGAGCUUCCUUUUUAAACACCCCAACUAAUGCAAGUGUAGCAAGCAUGUGUACGGAUCUUAGGUACAGAGAGGCAUACAGGUUUUACACUCUGUGACGAAUUACAAUUAAUUACUAUUAAUGGAUUAAGCUGUCAUUACAGAGCACAAAGAUAUAGGCUAAAAUGCAGUGAUAAUAGAAAUGAACAUGUGUUUUGGGUGGGUCUAGAGAUUUUGAAAGGGAUUUAUUUACCUUUUAGUACAUAUAUAUUUACCAGUGCUAGACCCGGACCUUGUUAAAUUGUGUAAUGAGGACGUGUGUAAUCGGAGUUCUAAUGAGACUUGACGGUACAAUUAACCCGUUAAGGACCAAGCUUUUUAUAGUGGAAUGCGCACCAGUACCACUUGGUUUUUUUGGGGUUUUUUUUGCUUUGCUAUAUCUGACUUCCAAUAAAAACAUUAUUUAAUUGUGUGUUUUUUUUUACAAUGGAAUCUUGGUGUCCUUUUUUUAGAUAUAAACAUUAAAGUGCUUAAGAAACCAUA